CUCGGCGGCCGGGCGGCGUGCGGGAGAGGCUCAAAGCUCGACUCGUCAGCGCCCCCUCCCCGACUAAAGGUCACGACCUUCCCUCACAGAAGCCAGCCGUUAUCGCCCGUACCCGUAAAGGUCACGAGGCAGCAGCACCGCGUCACGCGGAGUGCCCCGAGCUCAGGCGUCCACCUGAGGCAUAGCUCUCAAAGCCCCCUCAGUCUGUGCGCCCCCCCGGCGCCCGCUGAGGGGGAGGCCCAGGCUAGCCCCCCCGCCCCCUGACACCUGUUGUAGGGCCCUCCCUGGCACCACCGCCCGUGCCGGGGGGCGCGGUUGCACCGUCUGGCUGGUGCAGCUCUUGGCUGGAGGCGUCAGUGACCAGGAGUCGACGCCCAGGGAAGUGACACUAAAGCCCAGCGUGUCAAGCAAUAAAUCAGGAUUUUGCCCUCAUGCAUGCCCGUUAUCAACACUAGGCCCUGGCUGGCACUCCAAAUAGUGCUGGCUGGAGCCCUCCUUUACCAGGGUAAUCGCCUGCCAGCGUCCAGUACCAUCCCCGCCCCGCGCCUACCUUAAAUUCUCAUCUCUUUUCUUCUUUUAACGUUGGCAUGGGGGGAGGGAUAGCUCAUUGAGCAUUGGCCUGCUAAACCCAGGGUUGUGAGUUCAAUCCUGGAGGGGACCCUUUAGGGAUCUGGGCCAAAAUUGGAGAUUGGCCCUGCUUUGAGCAGGGGGUUGGACUAGAUGAGGUCCCUUCCAACCCUGGUAUUCUAUGAUGCUGGUGUGCAUUUAAUACAAGGUUUUCACCAUUUCCAUGGAACACUUUUGAUAUGGGUUAGACACUCUUAGUGUUUUAGGAGUUUUAUGUAAUGUCUCAUUAGUCUCUUUGAAGGCCUUCCACAACUUUUAGAGACUGUUUCAUUCCCAUGCAAAUAGAAAUAGCCCCUUUUCAGGAAGCCUAUUAGAAAUACAUCAGUCUCAAAGCAUAAAUAUGAAAUAUUAAAAUUAAUAUUUAUAUACCAGGUGCAGUUCAUAUCAGGAAAGGUAGGCAUUAUCAGAUAGACUUAUUGUUCUUUGGGCACCCUCUCCUGUGUUUACUAUCUCAUUGGGUCUCUCAUUUUUAGUUCUAACUGGGAAAGGAGUUCUUUUGUGUGAUUCGCUUCAUUGCUGGGGGGGUUUGUCUUUUUGGCACAUUCUCUGAUAAAGAUUAGCUAUAUGUUGACAAGCAUAUUAAGUUAAAAAGAGAAAAUACUAUAAGUUGUUUCCUGUUUCCCCUAAUUUUUGACUACAUAUUCAUGAAAUAAUAGUCAUAGUUAAUAUUUAGCCUGGUAAGUUCUUUAUCCUUUGCAUUUAUUUUAUUGUGCUGUGCUGAGAUGUCUGUUCAUAGGCACCUUUACAUUUUAUUAAAUAAAAUAAGUGUUAUCAUCAUUAGGGAAAGAGUAUUUCCAAACCCUGACAUAAUUGUAACUGAUAUCAGCAACAGUAAAAUGCCUCCUCACUUCUGAGCAAAGGGGUGAACAUUUUCAUUCCUUGUGCCAAAUUUGUCCUUUCUUUUCUUCACAGCCAGUUUCUUCUCUAGGCGUAAUCUUCUACUUUUUUUCAGGCACUCGUUUUGAUUCUUUUACAUGGAAAUAUUGGUGACUUGGAAGCGUUUAGUACUUAAAAGUCAGGUUUCCUUAUUACUUACUUUCCUUCGUGCUGUGUUUUGGCAAGAAAUGGGUUAACAAGAAGAGCGUGUACUUCAGGAGGCGGUGUAGGACUGUUCCAUUUAUCCUGGAGGGAGGACAGAGUACUAAAAAGCAGAAAUUAUCUGUAUUGUACUAUUUUAAAGCAAAAUGCUAAGUUACCAAAUGCAUCUGUCCGAGCACGACAAAAAAGAGGAAGGUCUGAAGGCAUGUGAAAUAGCAACAGCCAGCCUGCAAAGCCCGUGACAUCAGCAUGCUUCCUGCGGCCAAUAAAAGGCCUCUCCAGGAUGGAAGCAGCUUCCUUCUGCCUGCUUGCCCGCCCCAUAGACUCUUUGCUUUGUGGACUCUGGAAGCUUCAGUGUAGCGGUGGGGUCCAGUGAAAAUCAGAAGUACACCUUAAAGCUGUUAAAACAUGGCCUCAAAAAGAGCCUUAGUGAUUCUGGCUAAAGGAGCAGAGGAGAUGGAAACUGUUAUCCCCGCUGAUGUUAUGAGAAGGGCUGGAAUCAAGGUGACUAUUGCAGGUUUAACAGGAAAAGAUCCAGUGCAGUGCAGCCGAGAUGUCUUCAUUUGUCCUGAUGCCAGUCUAGAAGAUGCCAGAAAAGAGGGGCCGUAUGAUGUGGUGGUCCUGCCAGGUGGUAACCUAGGAGCUCAAAAUUUGUCAGAGUCUCCUGCUGUGAAAGACAUUUUAGUGGACCAGGAGAACAGAAAAGGCCUAAUUGCUGCUAUUUGUGCAGGUCCCACUGCCCUGCUGGCACAUGGGAUAGGGUUUGGGAGGAAAGUUACAACACACCCUUUGGCCAAAGAUAAAAUGAUGAAUGGAGAACACUACAAGUACUCCGAAAACCGUGUGGAAAAGGACGGGAACUUUCUCACCAGCCGUGGUCCUGGCACCAGCUUUGAGUUUGGCCUGGCUAUUGUUGAAAUACUGAUGGGGAAGGAGGUGGCUGAUCAAGUGAAGGCUCCUCUUAUAUUGAAAGAUUAGUACAGAAAUCUUGAUGAAGGGGAGGAGAGGGAGAAGAACACAAACUCAGAUGGAAAGUUUCUUGUGUCUCUUCUUAAGAAUAAUCAAAAAGCUAUCUUCUCCAUAAAAUCUAAUUGUGGGUGAACUCCUUUAGCACAACAUUGAUGUAACUAGCAGUAACGCUUAUAUUAGGAACUGGAAUAAUUCACAAGCUAAUGGUUUUUGUUCUUAAAGAAAUUGACUUAAAUGGAUCUGGUAGCUAAUGAAACUUCUGCACUAGAAAGAUCUGUGAAUGUAAACAAUAGUAUUAUGUUUAAUAGUUUUUGUUCAUGUGAUUCUGAAGCUUGUCUGCUUGCUUAAAUAAAAAGGAAAGGAAAUCGGUUUAAAA
This is a messenger RNA of Chelonia mydas (Green sea turtle), 3010 nucleotides long. It is a transcript of the gene PARK7, whose product is annotated as Parkinsonism associated deglycase. The transcript has 7 exons. Gene Ontology annotation, cellular component: nucleus; cytosol. NCBI's taxonomy places the organism in Eukaryota, Metazoa, Chordata, Testudines, Cheloniidae. The coding region runs from base 2074 to 2643 and encodes 189 amino acids. The record is from RefSeq and is a predicted model, not a curated record. Gene Ontology annotation, biological process: guanine deglycation, glyoxal removal; protein deglycation, glyoxal removal. Gene Ontology annotation, molecular function: protein deglycase activity.